Labrus bergylta (ballan wrasse) is the source of this 3317-nucleotide messenger RNA. RefSeq names its product RNA-binding protein with multiple splicing. The record is from RefSeq and is a predicted model, not a curated record. NCBI's taxonomy places the organism in Eukaryota, Metazoa, Chordata, Actinopteri, Labriformes, Labridae. Gene Ontology annotation, molecular function: mRNA binding.
UCACGCGGAGAUGAGGAGAGAAGUUUGCCUGCGGCGCAGUCCACUGAACAUUUACUGUAUUUCAUUUUGGGAACAGCAAAAAAAAAAAAGAGAGCCUGCGGAGAAGCUUUCCAGGGAAUGCUGAGGAAUAUCCGCCUGCACAGAAAACACUUCUCACAGCCGACUUUCUCCCCCCCCCCACCACCCCUCUCUUCUUUAAAACAAGUUACAUUUUAGUCAUCGUCGGUGUCGCUAAACAAGUGGGAAGCCCGGGUCAGUAAGACAGCGGCCGGACGCGAGGGGGCUUUUAAUAUCUGGGGUCCUGGAGCAGAAGGAAGGAGCCUCACAGAAACGAAGGACGAAAGAAAAAGAAAAAGAAGAAGAUAGUCCACGUGAAGGCGAGAAAAGAGCCCGACUCAGAAUGAAUAACAACAAAAUCGAGAAAGAAAACGAGCAGAGUGAAUUCACCAACCACGAAGAGGAGGUCCGAACACUAUUUGUCAGCGGGCUUCCACUGGAUAUUAAGCCGCGGGAGCUCUAUCUCCUGUUCAGACCAUUUAAGGGCUAUGAAGGCUCCUUGAUAAAACUCACCUCGAAACAGCCGGUGGGGUUUGUCAGCUUUGACAGUCGAUCAGAGGCGGAGGCUGCUAAGAAUGCCUUGAACGGCGUCCGAUUUGAUCCAGAGAUCCCUCAGACCCUGCGGCUGGAGUUUGCCAAGGCCAACACCAAGAUGGCCAAAAACAAGCUGGUUGGCACCCCAAACCCCCCUCCCUCCCAGCAGAGCCCCGGGCCACAGUUCAUUGGCAGAGACCCAUAUGAACUCACAGUGCCUGCUCUAUAUCCCAGCAGCCCAGAUGUGUGGGCGUCAUACCCACUGUACCCGGCGGAGCUGUCGCCGGCCCUCCCACCCGCUUUCACCUACCCCUCCUCGCUCCACGCUCAGAUUCGUUGGCUCCCACCUGCAGAUGGAACUCCUCAGGGAUGGAAGUCCAGGCAGUUCUGCUGAAGUAUGUGUUCCUGAUGUGUGAUGGUGGCCGUGGCCGGCUGUGAUGGGCGUUUGCUGAUUGCCUCUCAUGUCCAAUUAGAAAUCAGGAGGACGGAGCUGACUCUGGCUCUCAGAGCAGCAUACCGUCGGCAGCAGCAGCCUCAUGGGCCUCAGGACAUACCAGACCCCAGCCUCCAUCACACAUCGAGCACCUCCUACCCCCCCCCCCAAAAAGUCCCUCCAACUCUUUUUAUACUGUUACAUACUCCAGAUUUUCCUGCAGCGCUUUGGCCACACCUCCUCUGACACCUUAAAGGUACCAAAGGCGCACACACCCUUUGUGACUGCAUCCCCUGGCCAACGGUAGCAGGCCUCUUGCUGUGCAUUCUGUGUAUGUAAGUGUGAUGACGAUUCAUGCAGGACCAGAUUUCUGGAAGUGUCGCCAAAGCGCUGCUGGGUAAUGUUAUUAUAUAACUAUAAUUAUUCCUAUUCUGUAUAUCAUUCAUAUUAAUGUUAUUAUGAUUAUUAAAUACAUGUUGAAGCAUGACUUUGCAAAAAAAAAAGAUGAAAAAAAAACAAUGUUGUACAUUUUUAGAUAUUUUAAAGAAAUACAAAAAGUAUUUUUGUAAUCAAGACAAUGUUUGAAACGUUUGAUUGGUUCAUGUUGUGUGAGAAACUUUCAUAUGUUUUAUUCUUUCUUCGUGCCAUUGUAGAAUGGAAAGUUUCCCCUGCUAUACCAAAGCAGACCUGUUGCGUUUUUUUUCUUGUCUUUACUACAUACUUUGUGUCUUUGUGCGGCGUCCUUCCCUGAAGAAGCCAACAUUAAGUCCUUUGUGGGAUGCGCAAAUUGUCACCUGAUCCAGCUCCUAAUUUUUUCAGUUUUCAGAUAAUCAGUUGGGUUUAAAAAAAAGAAAAGAAAAGAAAGAGGCAUUGACGGGGAAUAAGCCAUCACAAGUGAAGGUAGAGUGACCGUGGAGACUGCAAAACACAGCAACCUGAGCCCUGCUAUAAUAAGGAAUCUGCCUCUUCAUUGUUCAGCAAGAGGACAGCAGUAUAGAGAAACAAAAGACCAAAGGCAUUUUUUUUUUUACACUGGAGAGCUAUCUAGGCUAGUGGAAUUAUUCUGUUUUUGACUGCUUUGUACUCCUCAAUCUGAUUUCUUAUGAAGUAUGACAUUAUUUUUUUGCCGCACGUCUCUUUUGGUGUCACUCCAAAGAGCCACUCUGCAUCUGAAAGGAGAUUCACUUAAAGCAAUUUGUCUCUUCUGUCUAUUUUUAGGGAGCCAACCUGCUUUUUGUAAAAUUUUGAAUUUGCAUAACAAUGAUUGGAACGAUCAAAAAGAAAAAAAAAAGAAAUCAUCUUUUGUAAUCUUGCGUCCUCUGGGCCUGCAAUAACGUUUUCGCUGUUUGACAUAUCAUGGAGUGAUCAUAUUUCUGUGACAUUUUGACGCCAAAACUUCUCAUUCAUGUCUCAUUGUCACGAAAACAAAGAGUGAUUCUUGUACUUUUUCUGAUGAGGCUAAGUCACAUUUCAACGGUGAUGUGACAAUCAAAAACUGAAUCACUGCUAUAAAAACAAUUCUUUGUGUAAUCUCUAGCCCAGGUGUGUACAAUCAUGGUGGAGCGGUUGAAUCAUAUAUUCAGUGUUUGUAAUGAUUAAUAUGAAUUAUAUGCACAUAAUAGCAAUUGAUUUUUCUGAAGCAGUUUUUGCUUUUACAGACAUUUUUUGAAAGCCAAGUGUGGCACCAAAUUUAUUAGAACAAGUAUUUAUAAGGUGUGUGUGUGUGUGCGUGUGUGUUUUUAUGGGUACUAUGUUUUUAAAGUUAAUAGAAGAUGCCCAUUAUAUAAUUCAUUGUAAGUAUUAUUGUAAGUUUAAUUGUAUAUUCCUUUGGUAAUUUUCUAGAGCUCCUUUAUGUGUUUGUAUCUGAUAUAUGAAACAUGUUUUACCUACAUAAUUCACUGUGAAAUCCAGAGAAAAACACGCUCUUUGAACAAAUGGAUCUUUUUGUGUGUCGCCAGCAGUACGGUACAGACGUUUCUGGAAAAGUUAAUAUGAUGAUCCCUCCCUUCGCUCAGUGAGAAGACUUCCUUCCCUGUUUCAGUAUAUCAUGUGCGUACCUGUGUGUUCUGUGCAUGUUCACAGCAUGUGUGUUCUUUUCUUUCUUUUUUUCUUAAUGCAUAAAGUACUGUUGAUAUUUAUGUACUUUAACCACUGUGAGGAGAAACUGUAUUUCAGUGAAUUGCAGAGGUUUGUUUGUUUGAAACCAAAAAAAAAGUGAUCAAAAUUAGAAGUUUUUAUGAAAAUGUUAAAUGAAGACAUUUCAGGCCAUCUGCCAUUAAAGAUUGACAUCAAC